UGCCCGUCUGGUUUCGCGUUAAUCGUCCGAUAGCCACCGCGAAGAAAAUCGCGUAUCACGCGCGGACGCGCGCGAGUGAUCGUUAGUGCCGCGAUUCCUGGCUGCGCGGGAAUCACCAAGGACGCAUCAUGGCGGAGACAGGUACGUGCGUUUCACGAAACCACCUCCAUUAAUCGAUCAUCCAAAAGUGCGGCGCAACUUCGUUAGCAGGGUGGACAGAGGAACGGAACGUGUCUGGUGCGGCUUGGCGCUUUGAACGAAGGUACCACACCGAAGAAGACGAAGAACUCUGAUUACCAUCUUCCCCCCCUCGUGUACAAGUUUAAACUUCCCCCCCCCCUCUUCCCCCUAAACCCCCUUUAUUCCCCCCUAUCAAGCCCGCAGCUUGAUAACUUACGGUUCUGUAGUGCUCCAGUUUCUGGUUUUUCUUUCUUCGUUGGUGAGCCCCAGUGUGAUAGCGGGAGUAAAGGAGAAAGGAAUCCGAUGAUACGCGAGUGAUUCGCGACGAUGGUGGUGUGAUAAAAAAAAAAGAGAAAAAAAAAGAAGGAAAGAGUGUGCCGCGCGUGUCGUCCGAGAGUGCGCGGAGGAGAGUAAACCGAGAGGAAUCGCGACCAGGAGGAGGUGAUAUUGUAUGUAUAAAUAGAAUAGGUAUACAUAUAUUAAUAUAUAUAUAUGUAAGGACGUGUGACAGUGUGUGUCCGUACGCAGAGAGUACAAAAAUAAUAGACAGAAAGGAAAAGGAAGUAACGCGGGAGGAUUAACCGAUCGAGGAGAAAGAGGACGGAGUGUGAGAGUACGCAAAAAGACCGAGGUGGCAUUAGCAGGUGGGACAGGUGGGACAGUAGCAUGAGUUCGUACUUCGCGAAUUCGUACAUCCCGGACCUGCGUAAUGGCGGGGUGGAACACCCGCAUCAGCAUCAGCAGCACUACGGUGCCGCCGUCCAGGUGCCCCAGCAAACGCAGUCGGUUCAGCAGCAGUCUCAGCAAGCCGGGGACCCUUGCGACCCUACUCUCCUACGUCAGGGAGUGCCUGGGCACCAUUAUGGGGCCGCGGGCAGCCAGCAAGAUAUGCCUUAUCCGAGGUUUCCGCCGUACAAUCGGAUGGAUAUGCGUAACGCGACCUAUUAUCAGCAUCAGCAGGAGCACGGGAACAUCGACGGGAUGGGCGGUUACAGGUCGACGUCCCCCAGCCCCGGCAUGGGUCACAUGGGACACACGCCGACCCCGAACGGACAUCCGUCCACUCCUAUUGUCUACGCGAGUUGCAAGCUUCAAGCGGCCGCGGUCGAUCAUCAGGGUAGCGUGCUCGAUGGACCGGAUAGCCCGCCUCUCGUCGAGUCCCAGAUGCACCACCAGAUGCACUCCCAGCAUCCUCACAUGCAGCCGCAGCAACCUCCGCAUCAGCAGCAACAGCAGCCCCAUCAGCAUCUUCAAGCCCAGCAGCAGCACAUGAUGUACCAGCAGCAACAGCAGACGCAGACGGCGACGCAACAGACCCAACCCGGUAUGCAUCCCCAGCAACAGCAACCGGCCCCCCAACACCAAGGGGUGGUCGCCUCGCCCCUCAGUCAGCAACAACAGGGUGCUCCUCAAGGCGCGGCAAGCGCCAACCUACCGAGUCCGCUCUAUCCCUGGAUGAGAAGUCAAUUCGAGAGGAAACGAGGACGACAAACGUACACCCGAUACCAAACCCUGGAGCUGGAGAAGGAGUUCCACUUCAACCGAUACCUGACCAGGCGGCGGCGCAUCGAGAUCGCGCACGCGCUAUGCCUGACGGAGCGGCAAAUCAAAAUCUGGUUUCAAAACAGACGGAUGAAGUGGAAGAAGGAGAACAAGACGAAGGGCGAGCCAGGCUCGGGCGACGGCGACACCGAGAUCUCGCCGCAGACGUCGCCGCAGGGUUGAGAGAGUCCCGAGGAGUGGAACUUCCAAAGAGGUCUCAUCUCUCUCAGGGUCGUUAAUACCUUGUUUCCAGCACUACCUCCUCCCCACCCCUAACCCCGAAACCCCGCCAGACCUGCAACCCCCGACGACCUCCAAACCCCCCCCCCCCCCCCCCCACAUCUCCUGCAAAACCACCAACCCCACCUCGUAUAUAUACACGCAGACACACACACAUACACCUCCCCCAGCCCUCCCCCCAAAAAACAGCAAUGACGCUUAUUUUGUCGUGUUAAUCAAGUUGCUCGUACCAAAAAAAGGAGAAGAGAGAAGGGAUGACGGAUAUAAGGGACGAACGGAGAACGAGAAACGAACGCGGCCGACAGACAGUGCGGAGAUAUGGAAGUGAAGACGUGAACGGGACGAUGACAAAGGGACGAAAAGAGAGAGAGGGUGAGAGUGAGAGAGAGAGAGAGAGAGAGAGAGAGAGGGAAGGGAAUGCGAGAUAAGAGGAAUGGAAGGACGAGGGACACGAGGGAAUACAGAAAAGAGAGAGGAAAUGGAACGGGACACACGGAACGAGUCGGAUGAAGAUUUAUAGGGACGCGCGAUCUUCUAAUAACAAUGUAGCGGAACGUCGAGGAAACCGAAGAAGAGGGAUCGGAUCGUAAGAAAACUGGAUCACAUGCUAAUCAGAACCGCGUUAACCUCUAUUACAUUUAACCGAAUGUAAUUGUACUAAAGCCUAUAAUAAUUAUAAUAAUUAUAGAGAUAACGGAGAGAAACGAAAUAUACGUACUUUAAUGUCGCGAGAGAACGUGGGAGUUGCGCGCGCGAAUGCUCGGAUCUAUGUAAUUGUAAGUAGAGAAUGAAUGAGCCCGUGUAAAGUGAUAUAUACAUACAAAUAUAUGUGUGGUUAUAUAUGCAUAUACAUAUAUGUGUAUAUGUAUAAAGAUGAGCGAGAAUGUUGCGCCGCGACGACGAG
This is a messenger RNA of Colletes gigas, 2866 nucleotides long. RefSeq names its product homeotic protein antennapedia-like. Lineage: Eukaryota; Metazoa; Arthropoda; Insecta; Hymenoptera; Colletidae. The transcript is spliced from 3 exons. The coding region runs from base 847 to 1905 and encodes 352 amino acids. Gene Ontology annotation, molecular function: DNA-binding transcription factor activity, RNA polymerase II-specific; RNA polymerase II cis-regulatory region sequence-specific DNA binding. Gene Ontology annotation, biological process: negative regulation of transcription by RNA polymerase II; anterior/posterior pattern specification. Gene Ontology annotation, cellular component: nucleus. The record is from RefSeq and is a predicted model, not a curated record.